Molecule: messenger RNA, 1488 nt
Organism: Helianthus annuus (common sunflower)
Lineage: Eukaryota; Viridiplantae; Streptophyta; Magnoliopsida; Asterales; Asteraceae
Product: protein FAR1-RELATED SEQUENCE 5-like
Exons: 6
Coding region: 1-1488 (495 amino acids)
Biological process (GO): regulation of DNA-templated transcription
Molecular function (GO): zinc ion binding
Source: RefSeq, a predicted model, not a curated record
AUGGUGAUUAAUAGGAUGACUGACAAAAAACAGUAUUUAGCUGAUUAUUCGUUUGAAUACUCUGUUGAUGAUGGCAAACGGUUAACUGGGUUGUUCUGGGCUGAUGGUUUAUGCAAGCUUAACUAUAUGGAAUUUGGCGAUGUGAUAUCGUUCGAUGCAACCUUCAAGACAAACAGGUACAAGAUGGUGUUUGUCCCGUUCACAGGCAUUGAAAACCACUGUCGGAAUGUAACACUCUCAGCUGGGUUGUUGGCAUCAGAGAGUAUUGAAUCAUAUAAAUGGCUUCUAAAUUCAUUUUUAAAGUCAUUUGGUCGACAGCCUAAUGUUGUAGUGACGGAUCAAGACCCUGCUAUGAAACAGGCUAUUGAGGAGGUUUUCCCUAUUAGUAGACACAGAUGUUGUAUGUGGCACAUAAUGAAAAAAGUGGCAGAUAAGGUUGGGCAUGAGUUGUGCAAUAAUGAUGAGUUUAAAAGGAGGAUGUGCGACAUUGUUUGGACUGAUUCGAUUGAGCCCGAAGAAUUCGAGAGGCAGUGGAAGUUGGUGAUGAUUGAGUUUGGUCUCACUGAAAACAAAUGGAUUGAUGAUAUGUUUGGGAUGAGAUCCAUGUGGAUUCCGGCUUUUUACCGGCAUGAGCCAAUGUCAGAGUUUAUGAAUCAUUUUAAUGGGGCAAUGGAUGUUCAAAGGUUCAAUCAUAGGAAAAAUGAUCAUAUUUCAAGAUAUACUGAGCCAGUUGAUUGGAGUCAAACUACAUUGGAAAAAGAUGCUGCUAAGAUCUACACCAGGUCUAUAUUUUUUGAUCAGCAAUUAGAGAUACAUGGAACAAUUUCCGAAUGUUUGCCGAUGGACACCAAAGUUGAAGGUCCACGUAUCAGAAUAUUGUUGAAGGAUUUUAAAGCACAUGGAGAUGGUUUAUUGGAGGUGUGGUUCAAGAAUCUCGAGAAUGAUGUAACUGCACAGUGUAGCUGUUUGCGUUUUGAGCAGUAUGGGCUGCUAUGCAAACACAUAUAUUUUCUUUUCAAGAUGUUUGGUGUUAAAGAAAUACCAAACAAAUAUGUUAUGAAGAGAUGGACGAAGGAUGUUGUGCCGAAUGAGUUAAAUGUUAAGUACAAUCUAAAUGUGGGGGGCAAGGAUGUGCAUCAGAGGGCUAAACGGAUUGCUCGUGAAAUCAUCCACACAGGGGAGUAUUUGGUUAGUAAUUUGAUUUCCGACUUUGAUCAACUUGUCUUAGUGAGGGAUCAAAUGAUCGUAUGCAAUGAAAAAGGUCAUGACAUUCGGACUUGCGGCGAGCUUAAAGCCAAACAACAAGGUAAACAGGGAAAAAAGAAGAUGAAGGGUGUCCAGAUUGAAGAUGGUGUGAGAGACAAAGACAAUGAGGGUGAAGACGACGAAGAGGAAGAUGACUUUGAAGAUUACAUCAGUGAUGAUGGAUCUGAAGAAGAAGAUCAGUGGGAAGAGGUGUCUGGAGAUGAAGAUGACGAGGAUGAGUAA